AUGGAUCUAUCUAUCUAUCUAUCUAUCUAUCUAUCUAUCUAUCUCUCUCUCUAUAUAUAUAUGUAUACCUUAAUCUCUUUAUAUCUAUCAAUCUCUAAUCUUUCACAUCUAUUUUCUCUCAUCAAUCUGUUUAUCUUUCAAUCUUUCCAUAUCUAUCUUCUCUCUAUUCUAAUUUUUUCAUCUAUUUAUCUAUCUAUCUAUCUAUCUAUCUAUCUAUCCAUCUAUCUAUCUAUUCUAAUCUCUUCAUUAUCUAUCUAUCUAUCUAUCUAUCUAUCUAUCUAUGGUUUAUCUAUCAAUCCAUCUAUCUUUUCAAUCUCUUCAUUAUCUAUCUAUCUAUCUAUCUAUCUAUCUAUCUAUCUGAUGGUUUAUCUAUCAAUCUAUCUCUAUUUUAAUCUCUUCAUAUCGAUCAAUCUAUUCUAUUUUUCCAUCUAUCUAUCAUCUAUCUAUCUAUCUAUCUAUCUGAUGGUUUAUCUAUCAAAUCUAUCUAUUUUCAAUUUUUAUCUAUCUAUCUAUCAUCUAUCGAUUUAUCAAUCUAUCUAUCUAGUUUUAAUCUUUCAUAUCAUUCAAUCUAUUCUAAUUUUUUCAUAUCUAUCUAUCUAUCUAUCUCUAUCUAUCUAUCUAUCUGAUGGUUUAUCUAUCAAUCUAUCUAUCUAUUUUCAAUCUCUUCAUUAUCUAUCUAUCUAUCUAUCUAUCUAUCUAUCUAUCUAUCUAUCUGACGGUUUAUCUACCAAUCUAUCUAUCUAUUUUUAA
Molecule: messenger RNA, 750 nt
Organism: Acanthosepion pharaonis
Lineage: Eukaryota; Metazoa; Mollusca; Cephalopoda; Sepiida; Sepiidae
Source: the annotation of a GenBank genome assembly